Molecule: messenger RNA, 1776 nt
Organism: Vanessa tameamea
Lineage: Eukaryota; Metazoa; Arthropoda; Insecta; Lepidoptera; Nymphalidae
Gene: Swim
Exons: 9
Coding region: 284-1570 (428 amino acids)
Biological process (GO): proteolysis
Cellular component (GO): lysosome
Molecular function (GO): cysteine-type peptidase activity
Source: RefSeq, a predicted model, not a curated record
CAAGCGCAGUUUAAUUUCGACACUCGCGCUAAACUGACGCUAAGACGUUCCAAAGUCAAAUUUGCCGCGCGAAGUGAUUGUUCGAUUUAUCCUUUUUUUUUUCUAAACCGGACCCCGUUAGGUUCGAGUGUUUUUUUAAAACAACAAUGGACAGUUGAUUUUUUUUAUUAUGUCCGUGGACUAGAGUUUUUUUAAAAAAGAAGAUUUUGUUAAAGUUUCUAUUAGCAUUUUCAGUCGAUUUCGGUCUCUUGGCUGUGUUAAGUUGUUAACAAUAAAAGCUGUCAUGACGAAUACAAUGUAUUUCCUAUUUCUCUGCGCGUUCUUAAGCGCAGUCACGGCGUAUUGGCAUCCAGAUCUACCGCCUGGUCCCUACUGCGGUAUAGACAAUAAAUGCUGCAAAGACAGAGAGGAUGGCUGUUCACACAGAAUAAUCGAUACUCUGUGCUACUGCGACGAAUUCUGCGAUCGUUAUCACGAUGAUUGCUGUCCGGACUACCAGAAAGUGUGUCGGCAUGAAGAUGUGCAGCCUUUACCCUUUUUGAACCCUUGCAUUCACGGUGGCAAGUUUUACCUCGAAGGAGAGACCAGAAGAGUCGAUUGCAAUACUUGCAAAUGUGUCCGCGUGAGCGAUACAACCUUAAGCUGGUCCUGUGAGAAUGAUCCUUGCAUCAUGGACUCGGAUGUGAUAUUUGGAGUUAAUCGUGGUUCAAGUUGGAGAGCCUACAACUACACUCAAUUCCAAGGAAGGAAACUGAAGGACGGCCUUGUAUUUAAACUAGGUACUUUACCUCUGAGCCGCGAGACUCGACUCAUGGGCCCCAUCAGGCACGACAAAGACAUUAACUAUCCGACACACUUCGACGCACGCGAACGCUGGCCAAAUUACAUUUCGCCAGUCGUGGACCAGGAAUGGUGUGGAUCUGAUUGGGCCAUAUCGAUUGCUACAGUUGCUUCAGACAGGUUUGCUAUCCAAUCCAACGGCGCAGAAAGUAUGGUGCUGAGCCCGCAGUCCCUCGUGUCCUGUAAUCGCAAUCAGCAACGAGGCUGUCACGGGGGACACAUCGAUGUCGCUUGGAACUUCGUACGAGGAAAAGGGAUCGUAGACGAAGAAUGCUUCCCCUACAAAGCAGCAGACACUAAAUGUCCGUUCAGAUCCAAGGGCAACCUUAUUGAGGCUGGUUGCAGAAUACCCGUCAAACAAAGAACAUCCAAGUACAAGGUCGCACCCCCCGGCAGGCUGAGCAACGAACGUGACAUCAUGUAUGAUAUCAUGGACUCUGGACCAGUACAAGCGGUCAUGACUGUCUAUCAAGAUUUCUUUCACUACCGCGAUGGUGUUUACCGUCGCAGCCCGUACGGUAACCAGCACAUGAAGGGGCUACACAGCGUCCGUAUCGUCGGCUGGGGUGAGGAACGCGGAGAGAAAUACUGGAUUGUAGCCAACAGCUGGGGCUGUAACUGGGGUGAGAAUGGCUACUUCAGGAUCCUGAGAGGUGCAAAUGAAGCUGAUAUCGAAUCAUUCGUGGUGACCGUCCUGUGUGACGUCACUAGGGCCUACCAGAAGAAAUAACAUAGGAACUAUCUAAUAACACCCCUGUGCGUGGUCAGUAAACCGGUUAAAACCAGUCGGGGGUGGAUAUUACUGAAUAGUACGAGAAAUUUCGGAUGAAAGUAAUUUGAGUGCAUGAUUAAAACCUUUUUUAUGAUUUUAUGUUAUAUUUUAGUUAUAUUUCUUACAAUUACAGCAUAUUGUAGUUUUAUUAUAGGUUUUCAUCU